UGUAGUCAGAUCAGGAAUCAUGUCUUCCAUCAUAAGUAUUCCCGUUUCGCCUCUCAUAAUGUCGCUGUUCGAAGAAUGUAAGGAAAACUUGAAAUAUGCUGACAAAUCCAAUACAGACUUCCUGAUAUUUCUUCUCAACUCCUCAAUGCACAUCUUUUCUAUAGUGAAAGAAUUCUCCCCAAUCCUCCAGGAUGCUCUGGGAUCAACUGGUACAUUGGAAAACGGAGCAAGUCAAUUACAAGAAUUGGAGAAGAAGUCCAACGGGUUUUUAUCCCCUACUAAACCUACAUCAACUAUUAACACGCUUCAUGAUAUAAAAACAGACCAAAACGGGCAUUGCACAAGCGAUGAUGAAAUAUCUCUCGCCUCUUUGACAUCCCCUCACAAAUCACCUACCCAACCUCCCAUAACAGAAUCAGCUAUUUCUGAUCACUUUGCUAAUUACAGUAAACCAUCAAAUAUUCACGCUUCUUCUCCAAAUAAACCACAUCAUACCUGUCCAAAAUGUGCGGCUACAUUUUCCUUCAAACAAGGACUUCAGCGUCACUUGUCUAAAAACUCGUGUGAUUUUCAUUUGGGCAAAAAGAGAAAAUUGUCAUUGUUGAACAGCCAGCCAAACUCAACCACAACUAACGGAAAAGAAAGCAGUGAAUCUGAAAGUGACAGUAGCGAUGAGUCCGAUGAUGAUUCAAUCAAGAUAACAAGCUCAAGCUUCAGUGGCAAUCUCCUCUGCCCUGAUUGUGGUAAGGGUUUUGUAAGCAUUGGUAACUUAAACAGACAUGUUAAACUAUCAAAAGUCUGUGGAACUGUGGACUUCAAAGAUUACGAAUCAAACGAUACCAAGUUAUCCGUGAGUUUACCAGCAAAGUGGAGCGAUGAUGCCUCUCGCCCUGCAUUUGAGUGCACAUUCUGUAAGUCAGUUUUGUCAACAGAAAAAACAUACAAUGUUCAUAAGAGAAAGUUCCGUUGCAGGAGACGUUGCAAGUUUUGUGAGUUUACAGCUUCACAAAGUAUCUUUGUUCAAAGUCAUCUUACAAAAGAGCACAAUUUACUCUUGUCGGUCGAUGAAAUUGAAGACUACAACAAACAGUUGUUCUUGGAACAUUUCAAUGAACCAAAUUUGGGUCCCAUCAAGGAAGGUAAACAACGCUUAUACUGUCCAGUAUACCAGUGUAAGUUCUCUACCACUCACAAAGGCGGCCAGACGACACACAUCCGAUUCCACAAAGCAGAGGUCGCUAACAGUGGCGAAGAUGUGCACGAUUGUGAAACCUGUGACACUUUCGGCAUUCCUGACGAUAAGUUUGAAUUUCAUGAUUGUGCCAAAGAAGCAUCAGCUGUUAAUGAAUCAGAUUCAGAUGCCAAAGAGAAUGGAGCCUUACCAAGUGAAUCCCUGCAAGCAAAUAAGCCAGCCAAAGAAGAAACAGUCUCACAAAAGGAGAAUUCCUCCAAACUAGUUGAAGAAGAAAAAGUUCCACAAAAGAAAAGUUCUCCCAAAAAGAGAUCUCCAGUAUCCCUUAAACUGAACAAGAAGACAUCUCCGGCCUCAGGUGCCAUGCCUUCAUUGCUAAAACUGGCUACAAACAGCACAUCACCGAAAAAGAAGGCUAAUUUGUCGUUGAAGAAGAAGUUAUCCGGUAAAAAGGGCUCACCAGAGGAUGCAAGAUUACAGUGUAAAUUUUGUGACUUCGUGGGCGCGUCACAUAGGCAUGUAGCAGGGCAUAUGAACGUUCAUAAGUUUAAACGAGCAAGAUUGAGUUCAAAUGCUACUUGAAUUAGUGUAAUGUUUCUAGGCACUAGAUUUAAUGGAAAAAUCUUCUAACCUUUCUAACCUUCUAAUUGUUAAGUCGAGCUAUUUGAGACGUUUUAUAAUAUUUAAUAUACUUAGUCACGUGUCUGGAAGUAGUAUCUUGUUUUGUAUGCGUGUGGGGUUUUGCUGACUUUUGUAUGGCUGUGUUGUUAAUGUUGUUUGUGAUGUGGUAACACUGAAUGUGUUAUGCUGCUAGAUGCGAUGUGCUUGUUGUUUCUGUGCGAUAAUUACAUAAUUAGUCAGUGAAUAGUAAGUAUCAAUAAAGAUUUUUAUGAUCAUCAUGAUAAAGUUUAAUUGAAUUAAGCUAAUAUUAUAGAUAAGAGAAUUGAAGAUAAUUUUUAAAAUAUGCUGUUUGGGGUAAGGGUGAUCCAGAAAAUGUCAAACAUUUCGUAAAAUUUUAUAAAAUGACUUUGUUUACAUAUUGCAAUAUUUGACAUUUUCGACACCUAUCUUGAAAAUUCUUGGUUUUUUAUAAAUUCCCUUAAAAUGCAUUGUGUCGACCAUGUCUAUUCAAUGAUCCCACAGUUAUAUUAAUUAAUUGCUAUAAAUCAAUUCAAUGUUGAAUGUACUAUCUCAAUUUAAUAAUUAUAAAAUAAUAAUUAUUAUUACUGUAUCACUC
Bolinopsis microptera is the source of this 2429-nucleotide messenger RNA. RefSeq lists its product as uncharacterized. The coding region runs from base 20 to 1774 and encodes 584 amino acids. The record is from RefSeq and is a predicted model, not a curated record. The transcript is spliced from 3 exons. Lineage: Eukaryota; Metazoa; Ctenophora; Tentaculata; Lobata; Bolinopsidae. Gene Ontology annotation, cellular component: nucleus. Gene Ontology annotation, biological process: positive regulation of transcription by RNA polymerase II.